This is a messenger RNA of Botrytis cinerea B05.10, 1329 nucleotides long. RefSeq lists its product as hypothetical. NCBI's taxonomy places the organism in Eukaryota, Fungi, Ascomycota, Leotiomycetes, Helotiales, Sclerotiniaceae. The transcript has a single exon. The coding region runs from base 117 to 743 and encodes 208 amino acids. The record is from RefSeq and is a predicted model, not a curated record.
GGUCCAAUUGAUAUUUGUUCCCAUCUCCAAAAAAACAGCCAAUCUGAUAUCUUUCCUAAUAAUUAAGAUCUCAUUCGAUAGGACAAACUAUAACCAGAGCAAAUCGAAUAAGAACCAUGACGUCCAACCCGCCCCAAAGUCAAACCAUGCUCCUGAGCAAAAGAAUAUCCACCUUCCUACAGAACAACAUAUCGCCACAUCUCCAUACACUAAUGCUGCUGACACCCACCGGCAAGCUCCUUAGCACCUCUUCCAGCGCCCCGGCCUCAGUACUGCGUCACCAAGGUACUCUCGCCCUCUCACUCUGGACACUCUACUCACCCUUUCCGGCGCAAACCGUCUCCGACGCGCUUCCUCCCAAUGGCGAAUCGUCCCAUGCUCGCAAUCCCACGUCGCGAGAAACGAAAAGUAUAUUGAUACAAAUGGAAUUGGGCAUCAUGGUGAUACGCUUGUUAGCCUGUGGAUUAUUAUUUGUCGCGAUCGGACCAGCGCCCGGAGUGUCAGGGACAACCACACCGCAGAUUCAGCGAGAAGGGUUGGUUUCGAUAUCGCAACCAGCGUCGCCGGAUGGAGGGCACGAGAGGGAAGUCAUCAGGAGUGGAGAAGGAAGUGAGACGGCGAGUGUGAGGAGUGCGAGAGGAGGUGGAGUGGGUAUUAGCGGCAUGAGAAGACAAGCAGAGGAAUUGGGAAAAUGGUUAGAAGGUGCAUUGGAUGGCUUGAUAUUGAGUACAGCGGAACGAUAAAUUCAGCGCGAUUGAUGGGUGCGGGUGAUGGGAGAAGCCACCCAAUUGAAUUCGAACACUGUACGACAAUUUAUUACUAUCGCGUCGCAGAACGACUGGGGAAAAAGCCUUGGGGUGAUCAAUCGAUAUUGAUGUUAUACGACGGAGCAAAAAUCAAACAUCAGACAAUAAUCGGGUUGGGUAUAAUGGAACAAAUGGAUACUUUGCAUAAAAUGGGAAUUAAGGAAUCAGCAGCACUUGGAUUGUACGGAUUAUUCAUCAGAGGAAAUGGUGCAAGGGGAUUGGAGUUAUGAUACCACAACAUUCGAUUCUGGUAUACUGUUUUCUUUUUUUCUCUCUCUCCUUUCAAUAUAUACUGAUUGUCAGUCAAGCACAUAAUUAAUCUUGUAUCAUAUUGAAUAGUGUUUUGUUGCUGAUGCGAUUUUUGAUCGUGGAGGUAUAUGGUUUUGUUACAUCGUGGCAUACCAAAAUUGAUAAUAUGUCUUUCUUAUAUGCACAAAAAUUCAACGAGAUGUUAUUUCGAAAUCGAUUCUGCUGUCCAUUAUAGCCUUUCAGUACUCUCAAAUCUCUAAUCCGGCUUCGAACA